Aplosporella prunicola CBS 121167 is the source of this 2354-nucleotide messenger RNA. RefSeq lists its product as uncharacterized. Gene Ontology annotation, molecular function: dipeptidyl-peptidase activity. The coding region runs from base 365 to 2137 and encodes 590 amino acids. The record is from RefSeq and is a predicted model, not a curated record. Lineage: Eukaryota; Fungi; Ascomycota; Dothideomycetes; Botryosphaeriales; Aplosporellaceae. The transcript has 8 exons.
GCAUUCUCUCCCAUAUUAAUUACAACUUCGUUGAUAUUGUAGCUUUAGCUUUUCGAGUUAAAGCUCAAUCAUCGUCGCCAGCUACAACAUGUUAUAUACUCGUGGCUAGUUGGGUAAAUUCCCGAAACUGCUACUGGGCUUCUCUGAUGAGUAUGCUUGCUACACCGUCUAGCUUGCGUCAUCCCCCUGGGUAUUUCACAAGAAACGUGCCAAAAGCGGGGCUCGGCAGAGCGCAGCCACAGUGGGGUAGGCGGCAACGGAAUUAGCGCAUAUAGUAUCGGAUUUAUUCUACUACAGCAAAAGGCACUCAUAUAAAAGCCGUACCUUCGGAUAUACCAGGCCACAACAACAAUAACAAGGCAAAAUGGCGACUCUCAAACGGCAGUUCCCCGACAUCGUCUUCCGAAAGCUCACGCCGCCCGCAGAGCACCCUACGUACGAGUACGACGGCUUCAAUCCCUCCGUGCAGACGCUUCCGAAAGGCCACACGCGCAAGCCAGGGCUCCGCCCCUUUGGCAUCGACACCGUAUUCGAGAAGGACGUUGCUGUGAAGCUACGCGAUGGCGUCACGAUCUACACGGACGUGUUCCGGCCAACCUCUUCGAGCGAGGAGGACGGCAAAGUUCCCGCCGUGAUCCCAUGGAGUCCGUACGGCAAAAGCGGACGAGGAUCGUUUAACUACGAUAACAUGGGCCCGUUCCGUAUGGGCCUCGCGCUGGACCAGACCUCUGGCUACGAGAAGUUUGAGGCUCCCGACCCCGCCGAAUGGGCUGAGCGCGGCUACGCGAUCGUCAAUGUUGACCCCCGCGGUGCCGGCGACUCCGAGGGCGAAAUCGCCUUCUGGGGCCAGCAGGAAGCCGAGGAUAUGUACGACUUUGUGGACUGGGUAGCCGCGCAGCCAUGGUGCAGCGGCUCAGUUGCGUUUGCCGGCAACUCCUGGCUCGCGGUCUCGCAGAUAAACUUCGCCUCCCGCUUCAAGCAUCCCGCUGUCAAGGCGCUUGCGCCUUGGGAGGGCCUGUCGGAUCUUUAUCGCCAGCAGUUUGUGCGUGGUGGCGUUCCACGCGUGGAGUUUUUUGAUUUGGUCACUCAAGGCUUUGCUGGUCAUGGCCGGACUGAGGAUCUCAAAGCAAUGUACCACAAGCAUCCGAUCUUUGAUGAGUAUUGGGAGGAUAAGGCUAUCAAGGUUGAGAAUAUUGACGUUCCGCUUUAUCUGACUGCUUCAUACUCGACCGGACUUCACUCUGAAGGGUCAUUCCAUACGUUCAUGAAAGCAAAGUCUCAGCAAAAAUGGCUCCGAGUACACGCUUCACAAGAGUGGCACGACAUCUACCGCCCAGAUGUGAAUGAUGAGCUCCAGCAGUUCUUCGACCACUACUGCAAAGGCAUCAACAACGGCUGGGAGAAGACACCCGCUUUCCGAAUUUCCCUGCUCGGCUUCACCGGAAGCCCAGCGAAGACAAUCGUCGAGCGAGCGGAAGACGCGUGGCCAAUCCCGCUCACAGAAGAGGUGAAGUACUACCUCGACAGCGCCACGAAGACGCUCUCUCCCACCGCACCAACCACCGAAGCCUCCGCAAGCUACUCCGCGCAUAGCGCAACCGACUGCCUCGACUUCACGCACACCUUCGCAGCCUACACCGAGCUGGCCGGCUACCCCGUCGCCAAAGUCUGCAUCUCCUUCGCCAACCCCAACGUCACAGACGUGCACGUCCAAAUCCGCAAGAAGUCGCGCAGCGGCACGCUCCUCGCGUCGCUCAACUUCCCCGUCCCCAUCCCCGAGCGUGACGUCCCGGACACCAACGUUGCGAAGUUCCUCGGGCCGGAGGGCAUGCUGCGCGCGGGCUGCGCGGGCACGAAGACGCUCUGCAACGGGCGCGUCGCUUAUGCGCUUGAUAGGGCCGCGGAGCCCGUGCCUGUGGACCAGGUCCUGCAGCUGGAGAUCCCGAUUUGGCCGCUGGGUAUGGUGUUUGAGGCGGGCGAGGGCGUCGUGUUGAGGGUUGCGGGAAGGGAGUUGCGCCUGCCGGAGUUGGAGGGUCUGGAGAGGGGGAGUGGGGGUGAGGAGGGGGAGAGUGCGAGGUGCACGCUGCAUACUGGGGGGAGGUGGCAGAGCUGGGUGCUGCUGCCUGUUAUUCCUUGAGGGGUUGGGUGGCGGUGCUGGGGCUUGGUCGUCCUGGGUGGAGUGUGCAGAGGAUCAAUUACCUGAUCUGGUUAGUGUGAGUUUUACGCGACUUUGGCAAUUGCUUUGGGGCUUUGUUGCUUGUUUCACUAAACCUUUCUUUCUUUCUCCACCUACGCUUUGUCUAUCCAUUGUUCCUUGCUUUGGUUGACUGUUCUCUUUGCUUUUACCAAACCCC